Molecule: messenger RNA, 513 nt
Organism: Penicillium psychrosexuale
Lineage: Eukaryota; Fungi; Ascomycota; Eurotiomycetes; Eurotiales; Aspergillaceae
Exons: 3
Coding region: 1-513 (170 amino acids)
Source: RefSeq, a predicted model, not a curated record
AUGUUUCCCUCUUCAUCCUCCCUUCCAUCAGAAAAGAACUCUGAGAUUGAAGCAGAUUUCAAAAUGCAUCCUCCUAAUCUCUUACUGGAUAGUUAUAACUGUCCUGUCUUUUUGCGAAGCUGCAAUACGUACAGAGAGCACCUCCUCAAGACCGAGGCCCUGGAGCUGAAGCUCCCACCGUACAUGAUCAACUCUACUGGUCAAAUCGUUGUGUGCCAUGGCAAGGUCUUUCAUCAUUGUGUACCGAGCUGUGGACAUGCCCCUACCUCUACAAUCGCCAGUCUUUACCAAUACACUAUGAGACAUGGUCUUCAGGUCGCAACGAAUGGCUCAGGACAAUUGACACAGGUCCAGGAAGAUGCGGCUAUUCAGUGGUACAACUCCACGCAGGAGGCUGAAGAGGACGACCAUGAUGAGGACGACAAUGAGGAUGACGAGGAGCCCAAUUAUGAGGACGAUGAUGAUGAGGACUAUGAAGACAAUGACGAGGAGGACGAUGAGGACUAUGAUUAG